Molecule: messenger RNA, 740 nt
Organism: Mya arenaria
Lineage: Eukaryota; Metazoa; Mollusca; Bivalvia; Myida; Myidae
Product: complement C1q-like protein 4
Exons: 3
Coding region: 18-701 (227 amino acids)
Molecular function (GO): protein binding
Source: RefSeq, a predicted model, not a curated record
UAAUACGCAUUUUGAAGAUGUUUGCUUCGGUAACGUUUUGCUUGAUAGUGGUGUUGCUUUUUUCAGCAGCCGAAGCUGAAAAUGAGAUAUUGAACAGAAUCACAAAUUUAGAAAAAGAAUGCAAAGCUGAAAUAAGUAAGUUAAAUUCGAAUGUCCGCGAUUUGCAAUCGGAAGUCGAAGAGUUGAAAGCAGAAAAUAAAUGGGGAAAAGAGCAACUACAGGACUUGAUGGCCGCCACGUUUACAACAGAAGGUAAACUCCGCCCACGUCGACAAGGACAAGAUGAUUUGGUUGCCUUCUUCGCCACGAUCCGAACAGCACAGCCCUAUCUUGGUCAAGGUCAAACCAUCGUAUUUGACAACGUGAUAACAAAUCUUGGUGGCGGAUACCAUCAAACCGGUUUGUUUACUGCACCGUAUGACGGGGUGUACGUCUUUUCUGUGACGCUUGUCACAGCUUUUGAUCAAUCCAGCCAUGCAAGCUUCUUCAAGAACAGCGAGCAAAUCACCGUUAUGUAUUUCCAUGGCAACGCUAUUCACGAUUAUGACACAUCGACCCAGACAAUUGUCCUUGACCUCUACAGAGGAGACAUAGUCUCGAUCAGGCAAACUGAGAGUGCCAAAAGCUAUCACUCCAAUGACCACUGUCUGUAUUCAGGCUUUCUUCUGAAACAGAAGCUUUCAACUGGAACCGUUGGAUGAACUUGUCUGUCAAUUUGCAAAUACAAGUUUACGUAUUUU